AUGCCUCGCCAAGGAGACGGUUCAAGCGACAACGGCCCUUUUGAGGAAGCCACUCACAACGUUGCCCACGGCGUCACUUCCGAAGAUAAAUCAAAGGACAAGACUGCGCCCCUGCCAGAGGGCCUGCAUGAAAAGGGCGCCGGGCUGCAAGACGUAAACGCCAGCGGGGGACAGAGCCAGGGCAUCAAGCAGGGCCCCAACGUUGGCCAGGGCGGACGAGGAAGCUCCAAUUGA
Trichoderma atroviride IMI 206040 is the source of this 234-nucleotide messenger RNA. RefSeq lists its product as uncharacterized. Lineage: Eukaryota; Fungi; Ascomycota; Sordariomycetes; Hypocreales; Hypocreaceae. The record is from RefSeq and is a predicted model, not a curated record.